AAUUGUUUAGCAAGUUUCCGAGAAAUUGGAUGUUACAGAGAUACAAAGAAGAGAGCUCUUCCGAAAAUGCUCUUAAACAAAAGGGGAAAGAUACCGAAUUUUUGGCAAAACUAUGACAAAGUUCUACCAAGGUAAUUGGGUAAUCGAUGUUUUUCUUCUUUUCGUUAACUGAGCUUCAUUUAAAUCAGUGCCAUGAGACGUCAGUCACACAGAAAAGUCUGUAAUGCAAAAAGAAUUAAAAUGCUGAUGAAAACAUAUAGCUAGUUGGAAAAAGGCGAGAAAGCAUACCAGUAAUUUAUGCUAGGAUCAGUUAGUUACUCGAUCUGUAUUUCAAAUGCACAUACACGUAAUACACAAUAGAUUUAGCCAAGCCUAAAAGCGGAGCUUCUUUCACCUGGCAAUCACUCAUGAGUGACAAACUAGGACAAAAUCUGUGCAGACAGAUUAAAAUAAUACCGAUUUUUUGCACUCGUCCUCGCAAAAAUGCUUACCCUCGCCAACUGAAUGACUGGCCGUUUUCCCCCUCCCCUGUUCCAAUGUUGUUUGCGGCCGCACCGGAACGACUUUCAACAGGGGGAGGGGUUGGGGCGACUUUGUUCCGUUUAGAGGUCUUUAGAGCAAAUUUUAGUAUGGCACGAAAUUAGAUAACGCAUGGAAAUUUCAGGGGUUGUAGAUUUAACCAACUUUCCUUGCCUUGUACUUCAUUUAGUACCUACCGCGCCUGGGUCUUUGACUGUUCGGCUGAGUCGCUUGCCUCCACUCUUUCCUAAAAAAAUCAUACUAUCGCGUGAAAAACGUACAACGUUAUGGUUUUAUUAUAGUGAUUAUCAUUCGUGCAUGUUCAUUUAUCUUUGAAGCAUUAUAUGUGACUGUGCAAAAGAGGCCGAAAGGAAAGGAUAUCGUGUUUUUGGAAUUCAAUUUUAUGGAGAAUGCUGGGGUAGCCAUUCCUUUAUCCCGAGCCAUCGCUACAGACCGGUACGACGCUGCAUUGAUGAACAAUUCAAGACAUGUGCCAAGAAUGGAUGGAACAGUACAUGUACCGGGAAGAAUUGGGCAAAUUUCAUUUAUAAGUUACAGCAGGUCUGUGUUUGGUUUACUUUUGCUUGUUUCUUUAAUGACAAUUUUGAGGUUUGCGCUUGGGAUUGGGUCAGUUAAAAUUGCUAAACCGUUUUGUGGGACGAAUUUUGACCCCGCCUUCUAGCACAACUCUUUAAUAGUCACCUGCACGCGAGAAAAUAAGAAAAUGAUAACGUCCCCGAACAUUCCCUAGCCAUGUUCUAAAUCAGACGGAGGAAAAUAGUACGACUUAUGAACGCAAAAGCUCUAUGGAAAUUUCCGAGGAACAGCAAAACCAUGGCGGACAGCAGCAAACCACUUGUUAAAAACGCUCUUUGAAGGAGACACGUGGCGCAUCAGAGUCUUUGAGAAUUCGACUGUAUUAGUGAAAAACAGUUGCAUUUAGAACUCUAUUUUCGCUUUUUGGAACUCAGCAUUUGUAGUAGGUCGUGCUCUUCCUCCAGACGAUCCCAAGAAGCUUUGUGAUCGCAUAUUGUGCCCAGGUUUUCACACGUUUAGAACUUAGCGAAUAAACGACCCAGUCUCAUGGAAAAUCUCGUAGGGUUUGUCCAUAAGGGGUACAAAAAGGGGCUGUGAACGGGGAAUGUCGGAAAACAGGGAUUUACCUUCCUUCUGGUAAAAUGGUUUCUAAUUCAUUGGGACUUGGGGUUUCAACACGAAUCUUUGCAAGGGCCAGUGUUUGAAUUUUGCACAAACUUUGAAAGGGACGUGGCGAUAUGUGUACCCCCACUCACCACAUGCUCACAGGAACGUUUGCCUGAUAUUUUAAAUUUGGUGUAAUAUGACUGUCCUCUUUAUAAGUUUCAGAAUAGCCCACGUUCGAUGUAUUAAAAUUCAAACAUGGCUCCGAGGCUUUCUGGUUAUUCAGUCUAUAGUUGGUUCGCAUGGUUCUCUUUGUGCUCAAUUCUCUUCUGAGUAUUGUGAGGCAAUGGAGUCAUGAAAAAUUUGCAAUUUUGACCCUAAAGCCUGGGAGUCAUGUUAGAUUUUUAUUAUAUCGAACGUGGACUAUUCUUUGUUAACUUUUGUAUUAUUUUUCAAUAUUUUUCAGCCAUCUGCGUCCCACCGAAUAGGGCAAAAAGGUAUCAUUAGAUCUUUUCUUACUUUUAAUUUUCACUUGAUCUGGAGAGUGUUUUCUCUUUCCCCGUACUUUCCAAAGAACUCCUAACCUGCGUGAACAGCAUUUGGGCAAAAGGAAAGGAAAAGAAGAGAAUCUUGAUGCGUGAGGGAGGAGGAAAGGCGAUACCUUCAAAAGGACUAUUGUUCGACCAGUCAGUUUUACGCUCUGUUUCUCAGCGUUCUCAGAAUUAAAAUGCCCAGUUUAAAUUUAAGUGAAAAUUAUGGGUCCAUUAAAAAUAUAUAUCUCUUGCUGGUUGGUUUGAAUAUCAGCUGUUCCCAAAUUUUCCCACCUGUUCCCACCUCCAAUCUUGUAAAAUGGACCUUGAGCUUAUUAUUCUCCAUUCCUCGCACGCCCGAGACAUCCUUUUUAGAUCGACUUCCGAAUAUUAUCUAUAUCAUCGCCUUGAAACUGUUCCGCACUGACUGAUUCAAAUCUUCAAGUACGUGAUCAGGGCUCCGCUCAUCCAGACACUGAGUAACGAUGGUCGCCCGGCCUCGAAAAUAUUAUUUCUCAGCCCCACGUGCCUCACUUUGGCCAAAAAGUAUGGAUGGGGCCCGAGACCCAGAGCUCCACUGCUUCCUCCCCUAAAAUCCCCCAACGUUGCUAGGCGCGGAAUAAAAAGUCCGUUACCAGGCAUAUGUCUAUACCUUUUUGGAGGUACUACUAAACGGUUAAGUAGCAAAUCUAAUUUGCCAUCAUAAAGUUGUGCUUAUAAUUUCUUGCAUUCUUUUGGAUAAGUGGAUGCAUGCACCAACCACGCUUGUGAGAAUGGAGCGACCUGUAAGGUGACGGGAGAGGACAGUUACAGAUGCCAGUGCCCCAAUGGGUACUUCGGGGACAAUUGUGAAAAAGGUACCGCUGAUAAGAACGGAAAAAAUUGGGCAGCUACCUUGGUAUUUCUAAGUCAUUUAUUGAGAAGGAAGAGGCUAGAGUUUGUGUAUAUACAUGUUGUGGUUCAGUUAUAUCCGUUGUUUAAAUUUUAUUUUCCUUUGUUUCAAACUCAUAAUUAUUUGUCAACAUCGCGACGUAAUUGACCAAUCAGAUCAAUAACCAGAGUAUAAUACCAUUAACUGACGUGAUACAACUCGCUUUGACACUGAAGAUGACUACCGCACAGGUUGUCGAAACGUCAGUCACUGUCAACAACAACGGUCCUAUUCAGGACUGCGUUCACCCGAACGAUCAAACUCAACCUAAGAAAUAACCUGCUGAAGGGGGCCUUUGAUUAAACGAAAGCAACACAAACGAAAAACAAAAUGGAAAAACAACGCAUGCUUGUAUGUAGGCUCAGGCUUUGCUUGCGCGGACCUAUCAGUUUUCGCUCGCAAAAAAUUGUAUAGGCACAUGAGUAAAUGUCGAAGGAGUUUACCAUUUUCAUAAUUUAUUUUAGUGGAUGCUUGCACCAAAGCUCCUUGUAAAAAUGGUGGAAACUGCGUAGUAACUGGAGACAACAAACACAGUUGCUCUUGUAACAAGGGAUUCUUUGGAGGAAAUUGCGAGAGGGCGAGGGCUUGUAAUGUUAUUAAUGGUGAUUAUAACAGAUGAGUUAUAUUAAAAUGGGAUUUUGCUGACCUUACCUUUACCGAUGCCUUCCUCAGUAAAAGAAUAGUCAUUUAUCGUGGUAGUCUCUUUAUCGUAAGUCUUAGAUAUAGUGCCUUUAGGCGAAAAAUGUUAAAAUGGAGCACGGCGUAUAAACAUAGCCUUGUCCUCUACAACUUUCUCCUUAGCACGGACGAGAGAGCGCCCACAAAGUGUGUGGAAGCGGAAGCUGAUGGGCUCGAAUUCUGUCGGAAACUCAAAAUUUUUUCAAUUCGUUCUCCCACUCUCGUGACAUGAUGACGACAGAUUUAUACGCAUCACUUACUAUAAAUAAAUUUUACUUACUCUGUUGUUACAAUACUGACUCUUCUCUUAAUUUAGUGAAUCGGUGCGCUGAUAACCCAUGCCAGAAUGGGGGCCAAUGCAACACGACUGGACAUAACACAUACCGCUGUAAAUGUGUCGAGGGAUAUUAUGGAGUCAACUGCGAAAAAGGUGAAAAUCAGUUUGACUUUUCAUCGUUCAUUUAUUGGAGAUUAUACAUCACAUACUAGAAAAAAUUAAGGUUAGCCAGCGUAACUGAAGGAGUUAUUUUUUCUGAGAGUAAGAGUUUUGAAAUCUUCGGAAUUAGGGUGAUGUUCACGACGGGACGAUUGACAACAACGAUUUUCAAAUCAAAGUACCCCCUCCUCCCAGAAAAAAAAUCAGAGAAGGGGCCCCUUCUACGAUUAUUUUCUGAGGUAGGUGGGGGGUGGGGGGGGGGGGGGGGGGUCUGUACAUAUGCUAAAGUUAAAGAUGUUUCAAUAAAGUUUUUCGGAGGCAAUACCAAGAGACCAUACCAAGAUUUUGUACUAGUCAUAGAGGUAUGUAGAGUGCGCAUUAAUUCUUAAUUCGAAAAAGGACUAUUUAUUAUUAACGAAGUAUAAACAGAAUUUGUUGUGCGACACAGUGCAACAAAGCGUUGCAAUGUUGGAACAAUGUUGCAAUGCCGUGUUGCGUUGAAAAUCUCAGUCUAACAGCAGCGCAGGGUUUUUUCCCCUCUCUCCGCCCGGCUUCGCAGCAAUUUUGCCAAAAUGACUUUUCAAACUUUGUUCUCGCUAACGAUUCCGCCGGCUACGCAGAAUAGAUUAAAAUGUUAUCUCCACUAAAACGAGUUUCUAUGUUUUGCGUACAGUCUAUACAACAUAUGAGCGUAUCCAAAUCUACUCAAAUGACUCUCUUUUUGAAUUCUAUGUAUUUAAGUCUACCAAAUGCCUUUUAUCGAGCUGCUCUAAAGCAAAUAAUGUCUUCCUUUCCUGCUUCGUAUCGUUCCCUGCGAUAUAAUCUGAUCCACGCAUGCUUUGGUGUGAUUUUUAUUUCAGACUGUUCAUUCCCAAUCGAUAUUGCACUCGCAAUAGACGCAUCUGGAAGCGUUGGAAACCGUUCUUUCCAACUGGUGAGGGAAUUUCUGAAGCUAUUUACACAACAUUUCGACGUGAGUCAUAUGGUACGAUUUGCCUGCCUGCACUAUGAUCACUUCGUUUACAAAGACUUCUCAUUCAAAGAUGAACAGUUUCGCAACCGCACUAACUUGGAGGAAAAGCUGCAGAAUAUGUCGUACCCUUCAGGUGCGACGCUGACCCACCAAGCAUUGAUAGAAGUUAUCAAGUUCUUUGGGAUUGGCAAUGGCGCGCGGAACGCUAGCGAGGUUCGUCGGGUUGCAGUUGUUCUCACAGAUGGAAGGACUUAUGGUGGAAAAAGGAAACUUAUUCCGCCAGUGGAUUACUUGAAGGUACGUUAUAUAUAUAUAUAUGUGUGUAUUUUUUUUUCCUUCCUUUGCUCUUUUAUUUUCAUCGUUUUUUGUUUUUUUUUUCUUUUUGUCAUUUCGCUUUUUUUAGCCUAGAACUAUGAUUAGUACGACUAUCUAAUAUACUUAUUUUAAGAUUUACUGUAGUUCUGCCAUUGAUUUCCCCAUGUGUAGUUAUGAUAAUAUUUUGUUCUAAUUAUCUAACUGAGGGAGCCCAUUCCUUAAAAGCCCGGUGGCUUCUCUUGGGCUUCCUCGCCAUGAGAGUUUAAGUAAUUAGAUUUAUUUAUUUCACUUGUACAAAUUUUGGCAAACAAACAAUAAACAAAUAAAAAUAAACAAAUUAUAAAUUACAAUGAUCAAGAGAAAAUAAAGAAAGAAAAGUUAACGGUUGUCUAACAUAUUCUUGGGUAAAACUGGUGGUUUACCGUUUAAUCAAAUGAUAUGCAAAAAAUUUAGCAAUUUAGCAGCCUGCGAAGCAAGCGUUUCAGCACGAGUUCGUGGAGAAAGUUAGGACGAGACCAAAAAAGAGGAGAGAACGUUUAUCAUUAGCACAAAUAAUCAAUUCUAUUUACUAGAAAAUGGCACGCAAAGCUUGAAACGAAUAUCGAAGUUUGGUUUGAGGAAUCCGCUUGGAACAUUCGGACCGCCAAAUCGGGCAUAAUAUCAGAAAACGGUCAUUUUUGUUGGAAAUUUAUCUUUCAGGUAUUUUUUUCAACUCGAUAAGCGUUUCGUCCUGCCUCAUAUGCUACCUACCCCAUCGUCUUUGUGAAAUAACGAUUUAUUAUGGCCUGGUUUGAUUGUCCUUUUUCUUUCAGAAAUAUCAACACGUCAUCAUCGUUCCUAUUGGUGUGGGAUGGGCAGUCAGCAGAGAAGAGCUCCAAGUUAUGGCUGGCGAUCGUAGGCAUUAUGUGCUAGUGGACAACUUCGAUAAACUCGCUAAUGCUAUGUAUGAAGUCUUGGACCUUGUGUGCACUUGGUAA
Molecule: messenger RNA, 6499 nt
Organism: Porites evermanni
Lineage: Eukaryota; Metazoa; Cnidaria; Anthozoa; Scleractinia; Poritidae
Source: the annotation of a GenBank genome assembly